GCUGGGCCGGAGGGGCGGCGAGGGGCGGCGAGGGGCGGCGGCGGCGCCUGUGCUUGCCUGGCUGGCCGUGGCUGCGGCUCGCGGGCGAUGCGGGGCCCGGCGGGGGUGGCGGCGCCUGGGCUGCCGCCGUCGCUGCUGCUGCUGCUGCUGCUGGUGGCCGGAGCGCGCUGGCCGGAUGUCUGUGAAGCUCUGAAUGUGACCGUCUCGCCAGGACCCAAAGUGCAGUACAUGGUUGGAGAAAAUGCCACCCUGUUUUGCCACAUUUCUCAGAGGAGACAGACUCAGAGCCUGCUGGCUGUCCGUUGGGUUUUCACCCUCCCACCUGCCCAAGAGUAUUUGAUGAUCAAAAUGACUAAAUACGGGGUAGUCCAAUACUAUGGAAACUACACGCGUCACUUCUAUAAGCAGAGGCUACUACUUCUGGAGGAAAGACAAAGGACAGUGUACAAAUUUUUAAUCUUGAAUCUCCAGGAAACAGAUCAGGGGCACUAUAUCUGCAAAGUCCAGGAGAUUGGAAAACACAGAAACAGGUGGACAGCGUGGUCAAAUGGGAGUGCAUCUACUGAAGUCCAAGUGAUUUCCUCUAAAGUUUUGGACGACUCUGCGGCUGAGAAGAACCACAAGGCCUGGAAGUUUUUUGAAGAUAUGUACGUCUAUGCUGUGUUUGUGUGCUCCGCAGGCAUAGCCAGUGUUCUGCUGUUUACUUUGGUCAUCCUCUGCCAGACCUUGAUCAAUAAGAAACAAUCUCGAGUAAAGCAUUACUUGGUGAAGUGCUCCCAGAACAGCUUAGCGGAGACAGACAGACAAUGGGGUGACCAGCACUUGUCUCCAGUGGAGCCAUAUAAAAUCAAGGAAGGAAGGAUAAAAAAUUAUGGAACAGCCUCCUGCCAUGUUCCAACCAAAGCACCAAUAUCCAACAGUUUCCCAAAACCUAGGCUUCUGAAACCACAGAGGAAAGUCCUGCAGCCCAAAAUUGCAGAGGAGAAUUUGACCUACGCUGAACUGGAACUGAUGAAGCCCUACCAGAAGGAGAAGGGUGUUCCGACCGUGACGGUCUACGCUCAGAUUCUCUUCGAGGAAAACAAGAUGUGAUGCCUGUCCAGGACAGGUCCUGCGUGCCAGCUCAUACUUAAUUCCUCCUGUGUAGCGUAUUUAUAAAAUGUCAUAGAGGUGGCCUUCUCUUCCUUGUCAGGUUUGUUUUUGUACGAUUUGUUAAAAAAUAUAUAUUUUAAGGGGAUUUUGGUGGGGCCUAGAAAGAGAAAGGCCUCACACUUUGAAUGGGAGCUUAUUCAACCCAGUGAUGUUUCACCUUUUUUUCCUUGUAAUGCUAAAUGUGAUCCCCCACCCACCCUUUGUUAUUGUUCUGAUGCACAACCAAGUGGUCCAAGCUAGGGAGCAGCCCAGUGUCUCAGCUGAGCUAAGAAGCCGCCACUGAAGUCCACUUCUUCUGAGUCUGCAUUUCAUCCAGUUGGCCUGUUCCCCGUUGUCUCCUUCUCUUAAAUGGGGCUGCUCAUCUUCUCCGGUCGCGGUCCAUGUGGACAAGGCAAUGGUAUGUGUGGCUGGUACCUGGGAAUGGGAGCUCCUGCCCUCUUGCACCUGACACUGGCCCUACUCUUCCACUACCCCGCAGAUGGGCAUACAUAGGAUUUGUGCGCAUACAGAAUCCCUUCCAAAACUGUAGGGGAUGCUUGGAGACAGUGUUUGGCUGACAUACAAUUUAAUAAUCCAAGAAUUGUAAUGAAGCAUCAUCUCUUCUGCCUUGGUUAGACCUCACCUAGAAUACUGUGUCCAAUUCUGGACACCACAAUUCAAGAAAGAUAUUGACAAGCUGGAACAGGUCCAGAGGAGGGAGACCAAAAUGGUCAAAGGCUUGAAAUCCAUCGAUGUGGAGCAGCUUAGGAAGCUAGGACUGUUUAAUCUGGAGAAGAAAAGCUAAGGGAUGAUAUGAUCACCAUGUUUAAAUAUUUGAAGGGGUGUCAUGUUGAAGAGAGAGCAAGCUUGCUUUCUGCUGCUCCAGAGACUAGGGCCAGGAGUCGUGGAUUCAAGGUGCAGGAAUGGAAAUUUCACAUGAACAUUAGGAAGAACUUCCUGACGGUAAAGGCUACUGGACAGUGGAAUCCGUGGCCUCGAAGGGUGGUGGAGACUUCUUCUUUGGAGAUUUCUAAACGGGCUGGAUGACCAUCUGUCAGGAGUUUUUUGAUGGUGUCCCCUUGCAUGUCAGGGGCUUGGGCUAGAUGGCCCUUUUGGUCUCUUCCAACUCUAUGAUUCUGUUACAUUACAAGAGAUCCUGCGUUACUUGAGGCAGAAAAAAUGUCUUGAGUAUGACAGGUAAAAGGGAUAUGGCCAGAUCUCAGAAGAUAAACAGCACUUGGACAGGAAAAUACUGAGGAAGACUAGGGUCGCUACACAGAGGCAGGCCGUGACAAAAUCCACCACCGUCAGUCUCCUGCUUUAAUGUGGAUGGCCUAGGCUAGCCCAAUCCCAUCAGGUCUUGGAAGCCAAUCAAGGUGGUGCCUGGUUAGUCCUUGGGUGGGAGACCACCAAGGAAGUCCAGGGUUGCUGUACAGAGGCAGGCAAGGGCAAACCUCUGCUCAUCCGUUGCCUUGGAAAUCCUACAGGAUCACCAUAAGUCAGUUGCAAUUUGACAGCACUCUCUUCCCCCACGUAUGGUGUUCACAUACUUUAUUUGGGAACUAUCCCCAAAGCUUUUGGGACUUUACCAUCACAGGUAAUAGCUCUCUGUAACAUUAAACUACGGAAAAGUUUAGCAACUAAAUUAAGAUAUGUUAAACAGGUCACAUUGCAAGUAAAAUGUACAAAAUAAACAAGUAUUGAGCAAAAAAAUUAAUCCAACUACAUUAAUUUUUAAAAUAAUUUGAGGGCAGGAUACAGAUCUCACCAAAAGGUGUCAGAGUCUUAGCAUGAAUUUCCGAAGCUGCUGAAAUAUACCUAGCAGCAGCUUCUGUGGGCCUUUGUUACCCACAAGAAUGUUCAGAAAAUAAGGAUGGGAUGGGGGUGCAAAGAGGACAGUGGAGGCUUCUGUUUUCUAGAUUUGUCUACGACAUUCGUUAUAUGCAAACUCUGGGUCUCCUUAUGCAGGACCUGAAAUCUUCAACCCAACUUUCAUUUCAGAUCUGAAGUAACGGGACCUUCAUUGUUAGCCUCUCUUUAGCCUGGCUGAUCCCUGAUGUGUUGUUCCAAAGCCAUCUAGAUUUAUUCCAUACUGCAACUUUUGGAUAAUACUUAAGACCUUGGGGCAAACUGGGGAUUUGGGUGUAGAGAGCUUCGAGUAGACACCUGUUUGCCUUUAAAGAAAAUAUUCCCUGUAUUGUGACUUAGGUCAGUUCCCCACGGGAAAUUCUAUCUAGAUUAAACCAAGUUCGUAAAGCAACCGCACCUUUAAUAGGGUUUUCAGCCUCCCCACCGCAGCAUGUAUUCAGCAAAGACAUGUAGGCCUGCCUCUGAUUCCAGAAAUAUAGCAAUCCCCACUACCACUCAGUCUCCUUUGCGGGUCUCUCCUGAUUGGCUGGCAUGCCAUGUUGGGGCAGGACCUUUUUCGGGUGGGAACCUGAGGUUCGCUCGUUUCCAAGGACAAAUGUUUAAAUGUUUAGGCAUUUAAGUGGGUUUUCGCUCUUUUGCAAGGAUAAACGUUUAGGCAUUUGAGCGGGUUUUCGCUCGUUUGGAAGGGCGGACAGUUACUUGUGUAAGCAUUUUUUCAUUAUGCUGACCGAAACUUGGAAGAGGCUGUGCACGCCGCCGAGAGCUGAUUGGUUGCUAGACUUGCAUCACGCUCCACGAUGGUUCUGUCAGGACACGGGAUAAGGGGGAGAACGAGCGCCAGAAACAGGAUGAAUCCCUGUUUGCCACUCAAGCAGUGGAGAGGUUUUCCUGAAACCUAGUUAUUUCACAUGAGUAUCACGUGAUUAAUUGACCGUGGGGAAUCGACCUUCGAUGAACCUGCCUGCUAGCAAAGAUACCACAAUUAGGACAACUGGAAAUGUGCUUUUGGAAUGUGAAAAAGAUUCUCAGGGAUUAAACUGGAAAAGCAAACAUGAGCUGCCCUUCUCAGUAGCUGGAACAAGUUAUGAGGCUACUGAGAGCUACUACAGACCACAUAAACAAGGAAUGCUUCAGGCCUCGCCCACAAAACCCACAAAAGCAUUGUUUUAGGGGAGAUGGGGAAGUCUUCACAUCCCUGAAACCCUGGAGAGCGGCUGCCAGCCUGAGUAGACAAUACUGAGCUUGACGGACCGAGAGUCCGAUUCAGUGGAAGGCAGCGUCAUGUACAUUCAGGUUCACAUGAAAGCUAAUCAUGUGACUUGGUGACCUCUGUGGGCAAACACCCUGAACAGGGCCCUUGAUGUUUGAUCCCCUGAGCCCCCCCCCCCCACCUCUUGGCAGCCCUGUCUGGUGGUUACGACCUUCGCCCCUCCCCUAUCCCCAGUAUGACUCAGUCUUGUUGUUGCUGUGGCUGGAAAGCUUUUUUUGUAUUAGCUAUUUUAUCCAGGAAGUUGUUUUGCUCUGCAGCUGGUGCCUUCCUUCCCAGCGCCUGACUGCUUCACUCGGCCCACAAGACCGGCAUGAUCCUGCCACAGCGUCAGGAUAGGGCCGAGUUGUGCAGGAGAGCCUGAAGAUGUUAGCUGAUGACAUGCGGUUUCAGUAAGCCUUUCCAGAAACCCACCUUACCAUUUUUUAAGCUUCAAAAGGACCAUUUCCCACGCAUUAGACGUGUUUUCAAAAUAAUACCAGCAACACAUUUCAUCUACAGGAAGAAAUUUUUGUUAAUGUUUUCAUUUUCUAUUUAUAUCCUCAUUUGUGUCUCAUUUAUGUGUAAUUCCCUGUAUCAUUUGGCUGAAAUAAAUGAUUUACACAUUA
Sphaerodactylus townsendi is the source of this 4875-nucleotide messenger RNA. RefSeq names its product V-set and transmembrane domain containing 4 (gene VSTM4). The record is from RefSeq and is a predicted model, not a curated record. Lineage: Eukaryota; Metazoa; Chordata; Lepidosauria; Squamata; Sphaerodactylidae.